Molecule: messenger RNA, 6214 nt
Organism: Salvelinus sp. IW2-2015
Lineage: Eukaryota; Metazoa; Chordata; Actinopteri; Salmoniformes; Salmonidae
Product: volume-regulated anion channel subunit LRRC8A
Molecular function (GO): protein binding
Source: RefSeq, a predicted model, not a curated record
GCAUUUCCUGGAGAAGCAUAUGUUUAUUCUUCUAUGGUGUGACAAGCGACAAAAAGCGUACUAUUGCCACCUAUUGGAAACUGGUAUAGCUGCAGGCUGCAGUGCUCUGUUAAAGACAACAGAUSAACAGAAGACAAGCUAGCCACAUACCAAAAUGUAUUUCUGCAAGCAGCUAGCCUGUGGGGAGCCAAACUGAAUCAGCCAACCACCCAUUCCUAUGAAGAUAAAAGAAACCUGGGCUCAUGAGGAUUGCUGGGCACACACCGAGUGGGAUAUCCACCAAGCACUGGAGUACAGAUAACACUGCACUACCACCACUGUGGUAAACCAUGAUCCCCAUCACUGAGCUGCGUUACUUUGUAGACUGUCAGCCUGCUUACCGUAUCCUGAAGCCAUGGUGGGACGUCUUCACCGACUACAUCUCUAUCGUCAUGCUCAUGAUCGCCGUGUUCGGGGGCACGCUGCAGGUCACUCAGGACAAAAUGAUCUGCCUGCCCUGCAAGUGGGUGGUCAACCAGACCUGYAGGAGGUAUUUCAAUGCCACCCUGUCGGGCCCGCUGAUGUUGGAGCCCAAAGGGAUCCAAUACAACCUGGACCGCCACCAGUACAACUACGUAGACGCCGUCUGCUACGAGAACCGCCUGCACUGGUUCGCCAAGUACUUCCCCUACCUGGUGCUACUGCACACGCUCAUCUUCCUGGCUUGCAGUAACUUCUGGUUCAAGUUCCCCCGGACUAGCUCCAAACUGGAGCACUUUGUGUCGAUUCUCCUGAAGUGUUUUGACUCUCCCUGGACCACCAGGGCUCUGUCUGAGACGGUGGUGGAGGAGAGCGACCCCAAGCCGAUGAAGAUGAAUGGCUCAAUGGAUAAGAAAGUGUCGUGUAUCAGCGAGGAUGUGGAGGCUAGCGUCCCCAUGCUCCAAAGGACAAAGUCUCGCCUGGAGCAGGGUAUUGUGGAUCGCACAGAGACAGGCGUCCUGGAUAAGAAAGAAGGUGAACAGGCAAAGGCCUUGUUUGAAAAAGUGAAGAAGUUCCGCAUACACGUGGAAGAGGGAGACAUUGUGUACAGGCUCUACAUCCGACAGACUAUUAUCAAAGUCAUUAAGUUCAUUUUCAUUAUCUGCUAUACAGGGUAUUAUGUGCACAAUAUUCAGUUCAGCGUGGACUGUAGUGUGGAUAUAGAGAACCUCACGGGGUACAGCAUGUAUCGUUGUGCUCAUCCUCUGGCCACGCUGUUUAAGAUCCUAGCUUGUGUCUACAUCAGCUUAGUGGGGGUUUACGGAUUAAUUUGCAUGUAUACCCUCUGUUGGAUGCUGCGGCGCUCGCUGAAGAAAUACUCCUUUGAGUCGAUACGAGAGGAGAGCAGUUACAGCGACAUACCGGACGUAAAGAACGAUUUUGCUUUCAUGCUGCACAUGAUCGACCAGUACGAUCCGCUGUACUCCAAACGCUUUGCCGUCUUCCUGUCUGAAGUGAGCGAGAACAAGCUGCGGCAGCUCAACCUGAACAAUGAGUGGACUCUGGACAAACUGAGGCAGAGGAUCACCAAGAACUCCCAGGAGAAGCUGGAGCUGCACCUGUUCAUGCUGAGCGGCAUCCCAGACACCGUGUUUGAUCUGAUCGAGCUGGAGGUGCUGAAGCUGGAGCUCAUCCCAGACAUCACCAUCCCUCCAAUCAUCGCCCAGCUGGUCAACCUGAAGGAGAUGUGGCUAUACCACACCCCGGCUAAGAUCGAGGCUCCGGCCCUGGCCUUCCUCAGGGAGAACCUCAAGUCCCUCCACAUCAAGUUCACAGACAUCAAGGAGAUCCCUCUGUGGAUCUAUAGUUUGAAGAACCUGAGCGAGCUGCACCUGACGGGGAACCUGAGCGCAGAGAACAAUCGAUAUAUUGUUAUUGAUGGGCUACGGGAGCUGAAGAGGCUCAAGGUCCUCCGGCUGAAGAGCAACUUGACCAAGCUACCUCAGGUGGUGACGGAUGUGGGUGUGCACCUCCAGAAGCUCUCAGUUAACAACGAGGGCACCAAGCUGAUGGUUCUCAACAGCCUGAAGAAGAUGGUGAACCUGACUGAACUGGAGCUGAUACGCUGUGAUCUGGAACGCAUCCCACACUCCAUCUUCAGCCUGCACAACCUGCAGGAGAUUGACCUCAAGGACAACAAUCUGAAGACUAUCGAGGAGAUCAUCAGCUUCCAGCACCUGCACCGUCUGGUUUGCCUUAAACUCUGGUACAACCAGAUUGCCUACAUUCCCAUCCAGAUCGGCACCCUCAACAACAUGGAGAGGCUCUAUCUGAACAGGAACAAGAUCGAUAACAUCCCCAGUCAGCUUUUCUAUUGUCGUAAGCUACGCUUCCUGGACCUGAGCCAUAACAACCUCACCUACAUCCCAGSAGACGUGGGGUACCUGCAGAACCUCCAGUACCUGGCAGUCACAGCCAACAGAAUCGAGACCCUGCCCAAUGAGCUGUUCCAGUGUAAGAAGCUCCGUACUCUGAACCUGGGGAAUAACUGCCUGACGUCUCUGCCGUCGCGCUUCGGGGAGCUGACGGGGCUGACCCAGCUGGAGCUGAGGGGGAACAGGCUGGAAUGUCUGCCCGUAGAGCUGGGAGAGUGCAAGCAGCUGAAGAGGACGGGCCUGGUGGUGGAGGAGGACCUCUUCAACACCCUGCCCACCGAGGUGAAGGAGCAGCUGUGGAAGGUGGACAAGGAGACGGCCUGAACAGAUAGGGGUUGGAGGUGGAUGUUAACUCUGUUGAAACGGACACAGCCAGGGCCCCUGGAGGACUACACAGACCCAGACAGCACGCUAACCGAGCAGGACCUGCUCACUUUGACUGUACUCUACUGCAGGGCUGCUUUUCAAGGGAAUCUAUGCUAAUGUCCCACCGUCAUGCGACUUUUUUCCUGCAGGAACAGUUGUGAAAUGCAGUUUCAAAAGAGACAUUGGUAAGGAAUAGUGUUAAGUUUUACAAGAUGUGUGUGCAUUGAAUGAGAUCAGAUGUGUUGCAUAUGAGAUUGCAAAAUGCAAUAUUCCUGUAAGAGAAAGGACUUACAUAAUUAGCCAGCAGAUGCAUUUUCUGGUGGGCAGUGUUAUUGUCAUUCAGACAGGGUAUAUUAUCCUGUCAUAUCGUAUCGUAACCCAUUUAUAUAACACAAUGCAGUAGACUACCCUUGAUCCAGAUUCUCUAGGGUGCUAAGGGAUGGUUAGAGAUUUACGGAACGGAGACAUGGAGAAAAAUGGGGGGAAGGCUUCAGGGCCAUGCUUUUUACAUUUCAGGUGCGGGGAGGGUUUAGUAUUUUUUUUWUUUUUUAUCGAGUCCUGUAAUUGAUCAAAUUAUGUUUCCUCGGUUUUAGAAUGAGUUGCUUACUAUAUAACGGUGUGUGCCCGAUGCCGCCCCAAAACCCUUAUUCUCCUCUGGGCACCCAAUUUCAAGUGACCUAUAGUUUAUUUGCUGUGAUCCCAAUCAAAUGAUCCAUUGCUUAUAGGCCUAGGCUAUACGAAGUGCAUGCUUGGAGAAGCACAGGGCAAAGUUAUAUUUGUAAGAAAAUGAACUUCCUGAAUGUUUUGCGCUGCUCUGAUGGUGUAAAUUAAACUAGACUACACUGCAUUACACACUGCAAUGGAUAUGCCAAUCAAGAACCCUGCCCUGCUCUUGCUGAUCAAAACCUUUUUGUGCUGUCUAACCAAUGGCUGUGCUGUGCAAGGUGGCAGUACAGGAGGCGAGUCAGAUUUCUUCUGAAAAUAAUUUCUCAUUCCGGCUAAUUUGAGUAGGCCUAAUUCAUUUCGAGUCUUCAUUUUAAUUUAACUUUACUAACAAGAGGGCUUUGUGUUGGAGCCUAUUUCUUCCUAUUUAAGAAAAAGAGGUAGGCCUACCUGUUUGACAGACGAAAUCAUAGGAUGUUAUAAAUAGAUUUUCUCGGCCAGUUCCCCCACCAACCAUGCACUCUUUAAAAACCGCUGUCAGUGAAGGGCUUGGUGUGUUAAGUGAAAACCACGGCUCGAAUUGAGGGGGUAUGUGAGUUUGCCAUACCUUUUGUUAAAGAAAAUGGCGAAAAGCAUAGACCUACCCUUUUUUAUUUUUAAGAAAAUAAAACGGRCAUUAUUAUAUAAAGCAAUCUAUAAUGGUGCUUUAGUCCGUGAUGCUUUAUGCUAGAAACAAGCUGUAAAAUACAUGGGAAAGACGAGACUCCGAUGCAUAUGGUGAUAUAUUUGGUUUGUCUCUAUGACUUUGAGGCUGAGCUACAACCAUCUAUAGCCGACGAGACAAUUUUUUUUUACUUUGCUUGGGAAGUAAUCUAAUAUGUGUGAUUCUGUCGCUAUCAAUUGAGCUAUUAAUUUUCUGUAAAAUGUUUAAACUCCAACAGCUUUUAGGGAAGUAUGCAAGGUCAACGCAUUCCUCUGACACAGCAAAACACAUGAAUAAGAGGAGCCUGCUUGUCAUCAGAAACGUGGAUUAUAACACAGCUGCAAUGAGCAUUACUAUGGAUGAAGACAAGAUUAACAAAAUAUGGUCUUAUGACAAAAGUACAACAGAUACAUCAUAGGAAUGAUAGCUGGCUAUCGCUAUGUAAACCUGGCAUUGUAUGUCAAUCACUAACUACUACAGUGUGCAAUACUACCUUUGCUCCUUCUAGCCAAAGGUUAAUACAGUAUGAUCCCCCGAAAAGGGGAUUCUUUUAAAUAGGCAGUACAUGGACAUUUUCACAUUUCAGUUAAUGGGAGGAGAGAUGUGAAUAAGAAGUCAAGAAGAUUUAAAGGGAUUUAUUAAAAAUAUAUAUAUUGCACUAGAUUGAGGAAAAUCAUCUUAUCUACAGUAAGAGGAUAGUCUCGUAUUACACAGUUGGACAAAUGCAGAAAAAGCACAGUGUGUAGGCUAUGUUAUUGGAGGUUAUUAUGAAAUGCAAAUGUCCUCAGCAAUGCUGGCGUAGACAAUCAACUCUAAUUUCAUGGUGUAUUUUCAGUGACAUUAUGCAUGUUAUAAUGGAAUUAUGUACAUAUUAUUGCUAGAUUACAUAGAAAGUGAGACAAGACUAGCAGUAAGGACUAGAUUAAGCCUAGUCCAGGACUAAAAAGCAUUCUCCGUCUCAAUGGAAAUUCUAAUUUGAAAGAGGUUUUUAUUCCAGGACGAGGCUGAAUCUGUCUAGGAAACCGACCCUAGAUGAGUCCUGCCCAUCGAGCGUGGGGUGUCUUGAAGAAACUGUCCCCUUAUGUCCUGUGCAAUGCCGUUUUCAAUAUGGAAACUGCAUUCGAUGCACGGGGUGUUUGUUGAAGUCUGAAUCAAUGUGUCAUCCCAUAGAAACCCAUUUAAAUCUUUUUUUUUAUCUACUCUCACUCACUCACUAGCCUAACUCACUAAAUCAAUCUUAUUGAAGCCACUAUUUUUAGGUAGGUUUAUUGAGUGGUAAAUGAAAUGCAAGCAAUACUUUAUGAUAUUAAUUUGAAAAACUGUCACACUUAGACAUUCCGUUUUUCUUCAGUGUUGAUAGCUAUUAGUACAGUACACCAACACCUCAGGAAAUUGCCAUUCAAUUUUAUCCUUGCAUCCUUCUUUUGUUGCCAUUUUUUUUGAUAUUCCACUCAGUAUUUUGAUGUUAAUUUAACAGUUGUUAUACCACACAUUUUUAUAUUUCUAUACUUUUUGAAAUGUUGUGUUCUGGUUUUUAUUAGCAUUUAAUAUAAGAAUUGCUGGUUCGAAAUUGUCGAACUUUGAAUAAAAUAUAUCUGAAAUCAGACAUCACAUGGGGCAAUUCAUUUCUAUGUCUUCUGUUUGUUAAAUCGGUAUUGUUUCAGAAUUUAACUAUGUUAAAGGUUUCUUUUGGUUCUCACUUGAAUUAAGAGUAUCGAAGGAAAGUAUGUUUCAUGUAGUUCUGUUUUUAAUCGUAAUUGUCAUUUCCAACAUGUCAUUUUGACACAAUAUCGUUUUUAAAUCUCAUUACUUUGUUGAAGACUGACAACCCCAGUUUUACUUUUCAUUCGGACACAGUGACUAGCAGUCAGUGUAGCAGCAGUAUUACAUUUAUUAUUUAAAAAAAAUAAUUCAGCACUUUUAGACAAUAACUUUGCUAUUUUGUUUAAAUGACAUGAAUGUUGUGAACUGUGUAAUCCUAAUUAUCCCCUUAAGCAUUAUCACCAUUCCCCUCCUCCUUUACUCUUUCAUUCCUGUUAUGAAAUUAUAGUAUAAUAAAUGUAAUUAUGCACAUACUCGUCUCAUUUUA